Molecule: messenger RNA, 2033 nt
Organism: Cloeon dipterum
Lineage: Eukaryota; Metazoa; Arthropoda; Insecta; Ephemeroptera; Baetidae
Product: serine proteinase stubble-like
Exons: 8
Coding region: 279-1502 (407 amino acids)
Biological process (GO): proteolysis
Molecular function (GO): serine-type endopeptidase activity
Source: RefSeq, a predicted model, not a curated record
CAGUCAGUAGUGGCUGCGAGACCGCCUGCCUGCCUGCAUCGAGAGAGCGAGCUAGCGAGCCGAGCGAGCGCGCGCCGAGAAGGAGCAACGGUGAAUCUGCUGCUCUGCUCACUCGCUCAGUGCCGGCGCUGGGCCCCUUUUGACUCGCGCCGCGCUGCUUUCGCAACGCCUUUCGCGCCUUCUUCGCUCCGAGUUGGCCCUUUCCAGCCGGGAGGAAUGAAAUUCAGCACAAAAAACUCUGGCGCGGCUAACAAGCAGUGCCCGUGGUGUUUGGCGAUAUGAGCCUGCCAGGAGCUGGGCAGAGCGGGGUGCUACUUCUCUUCCUGACACUCGUGUCGGCCGCGGGGUCGAGCUUCUACUCGUCGUCGUCGUCACCUCCGUCGUCGGCGUCAUCCUCCAGCAACUCCGUGUCCAGUGGCCGCGUGCUAGUUUCUCUCCUCGGCUACCCGACGUCGUGUGUCUACAACGGAGGUCUCCACGCGUGCACCUUCAGCCUCGCCUGCUGGCUCGUCGGAGGCCAGUUCCAGCGCGGGUGUGGAGGUCCAGGUUGGCUGGUCACCUGCUGCGUGCCUGCCCGCAUUUCCGUCCGCACCGACCACCCCGCUCCGCCCGAGUACAAUGAAAUCGCCCUCAGGAACAACCCCUACCGCAGGGAGCACGAUGAGUCCAAUGAACUCCAUCCUAUCAGAAAAAUUGAGUGCGGACUCCCGCAGAUCCACGAGUUUCGAAAGAGAAUAAUCGGCGGUGAUGAAGCCUACUUCGGCGAGUUUCCCUGGCAGGCGCACAUCAGGAUAUCCGGCUACCAGUGCGGCGGCGUUUUGGUCAGCAGACAGUUCAUUGCCACCGCCGCCCAUUGCAUUCACAGGGCUCGUUUGAAGGACAUCACUGUAUAUCUGGGCGAAUACGACACUCAGGACACUGGCAGGUAUGAAGAGCCGUUGCCCUCCGAAGUCCACAGGGUGGUGCAGAAAAUUGUGCACCCGAAAUUCCAGUACAGGGUCGCUCAGCCCGACAGGUACGAUUUGGCGCUUCUGAGACUGGCGCGACCUGUUUAUUUCAAAGACAACAUACUGCCCAUAUGCCUGCCCAGAGAGGACACGUCGUUUCGUGGACAAACCGGGGUUGUCGCUGGUUGGGGAAAAACUGACACUUCCUACGGAAAAACUGGUACAAAUAUUUUGCAAAAAGCAACAGUGCCGAUCUUGCGCGACGACGAAUGUCUGCUGUGGCACAAACAGAAAAAUAUCCGGCUGGAACUGUUCUCAGAAAUGUUCUGCGCGGGCCACAGGGACGGUCACAUGGAUGCCUGUUUGGGUGAUUCCGGGGGGCCGCUGAUUGUGAAUCACGACGGCCGGUGGACGCUGGCCGGGAUAACGUCGGCAGGCUUCGGGUGCGCGGUGGACCACCAGCCUGGCAUCUACCACAAAGUGGCCGUGACCUCGAGGUGGAUCGUGAAAACCAUCGCAAACUCUUCCAGAUUUGUUGACUUCCAACACGACUAGGCCGCGUGCAUUUAUUAACAUUUACAUAUUAACACGUUCAAGAGAAACAAAUACCAUGUCAGUGCCAUUGAGACUUUGAGGAACUAAACAUUUCUUGAACACGCGCCAUAAAAGACCUUUAGCUUUUUCAAAUUUGUAUGAUUUCUUCUGUAAACCUGAAUGACGACGAGUAGCUCUAAUUCAAAUUGAAUUCUGAAGUAUUAAGGAAGAUUGUGUGUUGCCCUCUUCAGAUGCGACUAAAAUGCUUGCAAGAAAUCAAAACUUCGAUUUUUACUAAGGAUUAUUUUAUGGUCAUAUCCAUUAAUUAGUUUUUAAUUUAACACGCCAGCAGACCCAUCCUCAUAAUCAUUUGUAAAAAGUAGAUCAUUUAUAUAUUUAUUUAUUUAUUAAAAAAGAGUAAAUCAUAGAUCUCAUGAUUUUAGUUGAGCGUAUCCAAAUCAUCGAUUAAUUAUACACUGUCUAAUUUUAAUAUGUUAUAUCAUUGAAAUCACCGAUAAAACUGCUGUUGUUAAUAAAUGAUAUUAAGCUAAA